CCAGGGAACGAUCCAGUGUUUUUCUGUCCUGUGUUCACAGGAAUGAAAGCUCCUUGGGAAUCACACAGGUAGAGGGAUGCCUUUCAUCUUCUAGAUUUCGGCCGGCAGAAAUCUUUAUUGGAGCUCGAGCAGCCUUAUUUUCUCUCCUUCGCUCUCCCUGUGCGCCCUCCCGCUCCAGAGCAAGCCUACUGUAUUUCUGCUGCAGAGUGGGGCGUGUGACGUCAACGAAUGCUGGAGCGGUACCUUGGCUCGAACGACAAAUGGGGAGAAAAUUGCGAGGGCCAAAGGUCAUGGUGAGGCAGAAGUAACGGUGACGAGGAACAAAUCAACAACCUAAGAAGAAUCUGCGGGUUUGUGUGUGUUAGACUUCCAGUAUGUGUGAUGGCGUGAAUGGCCCUUGGUCUAAUUCUCGCCUCCCUCAGACAUCCCUCUUCCUCUCACCACCACCAUUUUUGUGCCAUGAGAGGAUCCGCCCAGUACUCGGUGAGUAGUAAGCCCGCGGCGUGUCGGCGCCGCUGUGCCGCGUGAGGGCCCCCCGCCGGCCUUUCGCGGAAUGGCUUCUUUGGACCUGCCCUACCGCUGUCCUCGUUGCGGGGAGCACAAGCGCUUCCGGUCGUUGUCCUCCCUCCGCGCCCACCUGGAGUACAGCCAUACCUACGAGACGCUCUACGUGCUCUCCAAGUCCAACAGCGUGUGUGACGCCGCUACGCUACUCCCCCUGGUGGCCGACGGAGACCUUCUCCUCGCUCCUUCUGUCCCCGGUGGCAACCGCAGCAGCAACAACGACCCCUUCGACGGACUUCAACUCCGGUCUUCCGCCUUCAGGGACUUCAAGGAGCGCCGCUUCCCGUGCCGCGAGCUUCCCUGUCCGGACGACCUCGGCGAUUUGUCCACAACGUCCAACGCCGCGGCUCGUUACAUCCCUAAUGUAGAGUUCCCCCUGGGGGAGAUCUUUGUGAAGAAAGCCAUGAGUGCAGCCGGUGACCAUCACAGUCCGCACAGCAACCAAAGCACGGCCGUGGCAGUGGCGGCGAAUGUGGCGGCGAGCGCGGUGGAGGCGGCCUAUGAGGAGGGCCUGGCCAGGCUGAAGGCAAGGGCCUUUGAGCGUCUGGAGCUGGACGAGAGGCUGGAGAAACUCUCAGAUGAGGUGGAGCAGAAGAUAGCUGCACGCGUAGGCCGGCUGCAGACAGAGCUGGAGAGGAAGAGCGGCGAGCUGGAGCGGGCCAAGCAUGAGAGUGAGCGGCUGGGCCAGGAGAAACAGGACCUGGAGGACAAGGCAUCGGAGCUCUCCCGCCAGGUGGAUGUUUCGGUGGAGAUGCUGGCCAACCUCAAGCAGGACCUGGUCAGCAAGGAGGAGGAGCUCACCCACAAACAACAGGAGGUAACCCAGAUAGACCAGUUCCUCCAGGAGACGGCGGCGCGGGAGGCCAAUGCCAAGGUGCGCCUGCAGCAGUUCAUCGAGGAGCUCCUGGACCGUGCCGACCGUGCCGAGAAACAGCUGCAGAUCAUCAGCAGCUGCGGGACCACACCCAACGGCAGCAUGGGACGCUGCAGCCUGCCCGGCUCCAACAAGGGCUCCAACAAUGGACGCCAGAGGAACUCCAGUAUCUCUGGGACGUCUAGGGGCAUGUACCAAGUGUCUGACCGACGAUCCUCUCCCAGCACCGGAGCGUCGGGCCGGGUCAAGUCCUGCUCCCAGGGCUCGGGCGGGGGCUACGACAGCGGCGACAGUGUGGAGAUGCACCCCAUGGAAGUGUGCCCCGAGGGCCAGUACUACCACGUCCAGUGUCGUCUGGGGGAAGGGGGCGGACAGGGAGGGGGCGGACAGUGCUACGAGAGGGCCGGGGUGUCCCGGAGCUGGGGGCUCCGCAAGCAGGCCAUCCAGAACUGGCAGCGGCGACCCUACCGGAACAGUACGGAGGGGGAGGAGGGUGACGUGUCGGACGUGGGCUCCAGGACUACCGAGUCGGAGGCGGAGAUGUGGGAGCAGCAAGAGAGGAGGGCCACCAUGGCUGAGACGCAGCAGUCUGGAGCACCGAGACAAUCUGGGCACCGCCUAGGCACAGGCCGGUCCGAGGGGGGCUACCGCCACAACAAGCCGUGUCGCCACGACAAGAGCCCGUCCCGGUCCAACAGCGAGGUGAUCAGCCCGGAGAUACUGAAGAUGAGGGCGGCUCUGUUCUGUAUCUUUACCUACCUGGAUACCAAGACCCUGUUGAGGGCCGCGGAGGUCUGCAGGGACUGGAGGUUUGUGGCCCGCCACCCUGCCGUGUGGACCCGGGUGCUGCUGGAGAACGCCCGCAUCUCCUCCAAGUUCCUGAGUACACUGUCCCAGUGGUGCACCCAGACCCAUUCCCUCAUCCUCCAGAACCUGAAACCACGACAGAGGGGCAAGAAGGAGAUCAAGGAGGAGUACCUCAAGAGCACGCGUGGUUGUCUGGAGGAGGGUCUGGAGUCCUUGCUGAAGGCUACAGGAGGGAACCUGUUGAUCCUCAAGGUGUCUCAUUGUCCCAACCUGCUAACUGACCGCUCCCUGUGGCUCGCCAGCUGCUACUGCCGAGCCCUGCAGGCCGUCACAUACAGGAGUGCCACAGACCCUGUAGGACAGGAGGUGAUCUGGGCUCUCGGAGCAGGCUGUAGAGACAUAAUCUCUCUCCAGGUGGCACCACUACAUCCAUGCCAACAACCGGCUCGCUUCAGCAACCGAUGCCUGCAGACCAUUGGCCGAUGCUGGCCACACCUCAGAGCCCUGGGCGUGGGCGGGGCAGGGUGUGGCAUUCAGGGACUAGCCUCAUUGGCGAGGAACUGCAUGCGUCUGCAGGUGUUGGAGCUGGACCAUGUGAGUGAGGUCAACCAGGAAGUGGCAGCUGAGGUGUGCAGGGAGGGUCUGAAGGGCCUUGAGAUGCUGGUCCUCACUUCCACCCCGGUCACCCCUAAGGCCCUGCUACACUUCAACAGUGUGUGUCGUAACCUGAAGUCCAUCGUGGUGCAGAUCGGUGUAGAGGACUACUUUGAGGACCCCAACAGCCCUGAGGCUAGGAAGCUCUUUGACGAGAUGGUGAACAAGCUGCAGGGCUUGAAGAAGAGACCGGGCUUCUCCAAAAUUCUGCACGUGAAGGCAGACAUCCUCUGCUAACCCCAUCCACCAACCAGGACCCCCAAAGAAGAAGGGGUCGGCCAUUUUGUUUCCAGCCACACCAACACAACCGACCUAGUCAUUUGUAACCCCUUGACGCGACGCGAGGACGAAACAGCCUGAAGUACCAGUCAGACAACACACACACGUAACUGAAGAGGAAAUUCAGUAACAUGCUUCUUUAUUGUUCAAAAUAAAACCAAUGUGUUUUUGGCCCUUAACCUUGACUAAAAGACAGACACAGACACCACAGACAGAUAGACGCUCCAUAGACCACUACAAUGGAGAGAUGCAACGCAGUACAGAACAGAGGAUAGACAAGACAAGAUGCCUGGAUAGGUCAGGUCAACACCUUAUCCUGGAGCAUACAAACCCAGUGGAGAUUCUCAUAAAGGGACCAAACCCUCCUUUACCAUAGAUGUACUAGAGAGCUCAUCUCCUAUCUUUUCAAUGGCUGCUUUUUUGACCAAAUGGACAGCACCAUUGAGGGUUAUCUCUAUUUUUAAAGUAGUACAUUUUGUGUGUCCUCUAUCCAACUUUAUGGUGGGGUAAAGUGUAGUAAAGACAUCAUCAGGCAGGUAACAAGACCAGGGGCCUCUAAGUCUCCGCGAAAAUGAACAGGGACCCUGCUUGUGACUUGCUGACCUUCCAAACAGAUUUGAAACAUAAACUCUAUUGGACUUUGUAGAUGCCGUAAUCUUGGCGGGCAUUUUGAUUUCAACUGAGGAAAGAGCUGUAAGCUGGGGGAUGGAUGUCAUGAAGGAGCAGGCUCUCGUUCUCUUCACCUAGAGCAUUUGCAGAGAAUGUGUCUAGGAUGCUUUUUUUUAAUCAAGAUGCUCAACAGCACAUAUUCUGUGGAAAUGCACAUGAGCAGUAAAGCAGAUGUAGGGAUGGACGGUGUGUGAUUUUUGACCCUGUCCUGAGCCAGAGGAGUAAGUUAAAAUAGACCCUCAACUCCCAACGUGUGUGUGCGUGCGUGCGUGUGUGUGAGUGAAAUGCAUGACAUACCAGCUUCAGACUUGGUCGAACAUAAAACGAGAAGAUAUCUUGUCACCUUUUAGAAGAAAAAAAUAUCGGCCUAUCAGCCGCUCCAUGGUGUGGUCGCCAUGGGAACCGUGCAGUAUUGAACACUUGGUCCUCCAUCCUCAGCAGGAUCAUCAGCGGAACACAGUCUCUCUCGCACACCCUUGGAUUUUCAGCUGUCAAUUACUUUUGUCUGUGGAACUCUUACAGUAUCUGUAGGCCGGCUGGUCCAUAAGGCAGCUACUGUUUCUUUGUUUUUAAACAGGGUUGCAAAUGGAUUCCUUUUGCCUUUUAUUUCACAAUUGAUGACGUUCAUAGCUGUGUGUGUUCUAUCUUCAUUUCGUAAAGUGUUUUCUCCGAUGUGCCACUAAUCUAUAGGAGCGUUGUAAGGCAGUCGUUCACCCUAUUCAAAUAACUAGCCACUAGCUCUGUAAGCUACAGUGAAUUACAUCCCAAAUGCACCCUAUUCCCUAUGUACAGUAGUGUCAUACUUUUAACCAGGGCUCAUAAGGCUCCAGUCCUCAGGGGCCUGAUUUAGUGUCACACUUUUGCCCCAGUCCAAGCUAACACACCUGACUCCAAUAACCAACUAAUCAUGCUCUUCAGUUUAGAAUGCAAUUAGUUUAAAUCAGCUGUGUUCGCUAGGGAUUGGGGGGGAAGUGUGACACCAAUCAGCCCCCGAGGCCUGGAAUUGCCCAGGCCUGGAAUAGGGUGACAUUUGGGAUGCAGUCUUGAUCUCAAUUGCCUAAAAAUCCUCCUCUUGUUUCCUCUGCUGCACUGAUUGCCUUGUCAAGUGAAAACAAAAUGGUGGAAGCUCAUCAUUAGGCUGUCUUUCACCUAACCAGUUAUUUUCGUUCAGUGCAAUGACGGGAGAAGAGGACAGAGUUGUUAGACAAUUGAGAAAGAUAGCCUGUAUGUAUCCACUCACAAUACUCUACCAUUAUUGCUUCAGGCAUUCAUGCAAGUCGUCGAGCUCAGGCAACAAUGCACCCUGACCCAAACCAUGCAUCCACCCCAGGGAGGCAUCUCAAUUCUAAUGUGGACUCCUUCUGACAGAAGACAACAGUUGGAAAGCUGAUCCUCUGGUAGGCUUUGACUCACCCUUUGUUUGUACGUCAUUGUAGAUCAAGGAAAUGAGAGAGAGCCAUUUUAGACUAUUGAGAUGCAGCCCGUGUGCCGGAGAGGAAAGGAUGCAGGGCAAUCCUUUGCUUCCCCGUUAUUUUAUUUUAUUUUUUAAUUGGAGAGAUGUUUAGUAAAGUUGAGCACCGAGUUCUGUUCUAAGUUAUGUGCUGCUUUGUUUUAGUAGUGCUAGCCUGACAUGAACAUACACACUACAGUUGUGGUUUCUCAUCUCCAUGUUCUCUUCCAAUACUGAAUAUUGUACUGCCGUGGUGGCUGGGAAAAGACUAGAAGGGGUUGAAAGACUUGCCCCUCCGAUUGAAAAGGUGUUUUUAAAGUCGCUGUCACAAUAGAGGAAAACCCAAUUCACUUGUUUAUUUAGGCUGUGGUCCAAAUGGCACCGUUUUCCCUGUAUAGUGAACUACUGUACUUUAGACGAGGGCCCGUAGGGUGCCACUCGGGAUGCAACAUUAGGGGGUUUUCAGUUCCUGACAAUCUUGUCUUCUUUAAGACAUUAAACACUGUACAUAAUGUUGUUUAUAAUAUAAAAAGAUUACUGCAUUUGGUGUUAUAAAAUUAAGGUCAUAAGUAUAAGGAUCUUCAUGAUGAAAAAAAUGAUAAUGAUUAAGAGUCUACUACAGGUGUCGAUUCUGAAACAUUUUCUCUCCAAAGUCGAAAGGAAAGAUGCAGCUAUAUUAUGUAUAAACGGUAGUGUUGAAAUUUGCAGUUGUGUACUAUAGAUACUUUAUAUUCAAUGUUCAUGAUAAAUGUGCUAUAGAGAUGGACAUUAUUUAAGAAAGAGGAUAAAGAUUAUUUGAGCUAUUUAUUUCUAUAAAAAGAGAGGUCUAUAAUGUUGGCAUGUUUGUGUUCAUGCAUCAAUCAUCACGUUGCCUUUGACUUAUUCUUCUGUAGUGGCUGUAGCUAUAAAUUAAUGUUUAAAAAGAUUAAGAUUGCUUGCAAAGGUUUAUGCUGUAUUUCAUUUUUAAUACGUCUGUUGCACUAGUGGGAAAAAUAAGAAUACUGAUAUUUAAUAUUAGUGCUGUUUUUUAAUGUUUAAACCGCUUUCUCAGUAU
Molecule: messenger RNA, 6351 nt
Organism: Salmo salar (Atlantic salmon)
Lineage: Eukaryota; Metazoa; Chordata; Actinopteri; Salmoniformes; Salmonidae
Product: F-box only protein 41
Molecular function (GO): protein binding
Source: RefSeq, a predicted model, not a curated record